GGAGAGAAACCACCGUUCUUCCCAAAUUCUCCUCCGCGGAUGGGAUGGCGCUAGCAGCCGGCAACCGCCGCUUCUUCCACUCCUUUAUACAUAAUCUUUCAAUUCUACAAUCUCUCUUAUAUGUGUAAAGAAAACGGCUCGAUUUUUCCCAGGGAGUUGAAUUGUUAGCAUAUUGAUUGUAUUUUUGUGGUAGUAUGGAUCAGAAUAAGCAAAAUUAUUUCAAGACACGCAGAAACAAUCAGUUCAAGAGAAAGGGGGACAGCAACAGGAGAGGGAGAGGGAGCAAUUCCAGAAAUGAACAAUUAUCAAGGAGCUCAAAUUCUGCUGAUACUGUCUAUCGCAUACUUUGCCCUUCAAGAAAAAUUGGGGGUGUUAUUGGAAAGGGUGGGAACAUCAUUAAAGCUCUAAGGGUAGAGACACAGGCCACGAUUACGGUUGCUGAUCCUGUCCCUGGUUCAGAUGAGCGAGUUAUUAUUAUCUAUAGUUCUCCUACAAAGAUUUUGGGGAAACAUAACCCUGAUGAGGAUUUGACUGCUGGGAAUGAAUAUGAGCUAAUGGAGCCACACUGUGCUGCCCAGGAUGCUCUCUUGAGAGUUCAUGAUCGGAUUGUUGAAGAAGAACUCUCUGGUGGAGUAGCUUCAGAUGAUGAUAAUGAGAGUACUGUUGUCACAGUGCGACUUCUUGUUCCCAAUAAUAUGGUAGGAUGCCUUCUAGGGAGAGGUGGAGAUGUUAUUCAAAGAUUGCGAAGUGAUACAGGUGCUAGUAUCCGUGUUCUUCCUUCUGAUCAUCUUCGUUCUUGUGCUAUGAGCACUGAUGAAUUAGUGCAGAUAUCCGGUAAAAAUGACGUAGUGAAGAGGGCUCUUUAUGAGGUUUCAACUCACUUGCAUCAGAAUCCUCGCAAAGAUAAACCUCCUAUGAGCUUUUCUGUGCCUUAUGGGGGGCAGAGUUUUUCUCCUGCUCUUUCCCCCAGUAAUUCAUCAUGGCCUCAAAGAAAUUCUGCACCCUACAGUCUGCCACCAGUGCCUUGGAUGGGGGAUAAAGGAAAGCAGCCUUCCAGAUUUGGGCCAGGUGGCUUCAGUGGUGUCCCUCCACGUGGUCGGGAAGCCCCAGCCGAGUUUUCAAUGAAAAUUUUGUGUGCAGCUGGGAAAAUUGGUGGGGUGAUAGGCAAGGGAGGCUUUGUUGUUAGACAAUUACAGCAGGAAACGGGAGCCAGUAUUCAUGUUGAGGAUGCAUCAACAGAGUCUGAUGACCGUGUUAUUCGUGUCUCUGCAUACGAGGUUCUCUGCGAUCCUAGAUCACAGACCAUAGAUGCCAUUCUUCAGCUUCAGAAUAAAACAAGUGAAUUCUCUGAGAAAGGCACAAUAACUUCUAGGCUGCUUGUUCCUUCAAGUAAGGUUGGCUGCAUCCUUGGACAAGGGGGGAACAUUAUCAAUGACAUGAGGAGGAGAACACAAGCAGAUAUUCGUGUUUAUUCAAAGGAUGAUAAGCCUAAGUGUGCAUCUGAGGAUGAAGAACUGGUUCAGAUAUCUGGCAAUUUUCGUGUUGCUGAGGAUGCUUUGGGAGAGAUUGCAUCAAGACUCAGAGUAAGAACUCUUAGAGAUGCAAAUGCUGGGGCAGAACCAGCACCUACUGGGCCUGUUCAGGGAUUUGGGCCUGGAAGAAGUUUACCAGGAUCAGGUCCUCCACCAUCUGCUGCAAUUAGUGCUGGAAAAUUUGGUGGAUAUGAACCUUUCAGGGUAUUUUCUUCUCUUAUUAAUGUUCCCAUCUUUUGCUUAGUUAGCCAAGAAUUUUUAAUACUUGAGUUGAAUUUAGCUUUAGGAGUUUUUGGUAAGCUCCCUAAGGGUACUCUUUCUCUGAUGGUACCUUUGUUGGUGGUCAUGAUAGUUAGUAUGCGCUGGUUUUGGUGUUUUAGAUGGCAUAUUUAUAAAUUGGGUACAAGUCAUCCCUGCAUGGGUGGUGGUGGACGUGAGUAUGAGCCUCAAAGUUAUCCUGUUCCACCAACCGCUACUGGUUACCCAUAUAUGAACAGUGCACUUGAGGCUAAAGUUCCCAACAAUGCAUCAUCUUCCCUUAUGGGCACUGGAAGAAGUACCAUGUCCAAUAUUGAUGAGGUUUCGGCAGCAAGUUUGAAGCUUCAAGACUAUCAAUAUGGUGGCUCCAAUCUUGUUCAGUACCAUGGUUCUUCAGAGCAUCCAACUGUUGCACAAAAUCUUCAAGCUUUCAUGGGUUCUGCUGGACAACAAACAAAUGCUCAACAGAAUUUCUAUCAUAGCUUGCAUGCUCAACAAAGUCCGUAUGAAAGCACUGGUGCUCAGCAAAGUCCCUAUAAGAACUUGCAUGUGCAGCAGAGUCCCUAUCAAAAGAUCAAGGCAGAGCACAGCCCCUACCCUGGGAAUACUCAGCAUAUGACACAUGCCCACAUAAAUGGUCCAAAUAGUGCUUACCAUAACUAUGGUGCGCAGCAAGGUGCGUACCACUAAUAACUCUGGCAUUGGCCUUUUUGUACCAUAAUUUGUUGUCACAUUCUAAUUUAUGUAAUUUUGCCAGCAUAUUAGAGGUUAUCUAAGCCUUCAUAUUUCUGAGAGCUUCUUAGGUGUUACAUAUAUCCUGCUUUAAUGUGCUUGAUUGAGUUGUUUGUCUCUAUCUCAUGAAAAGUUAGAUACGUUGCUUCUGUUUCCUGUA
This is a messenger RNA of Rubroshorea leprosula, 2682 nucleotides long. Lineage: Eukaryota; Viridiplantae; Streptophyta; Magnoliopsida; Malvales; Dipterocarpaceae. The record is from the annotation of a GenBank genome assembly.